This is a messenger RNA of Danio rerio (zebrafish), 5891 nucleotides long. NCBI's taxonomy places the organism in Eukaryota, Metazoa, Chordata, Actinopteri, Cypriniformes, Danionidae. The record is from RefSeq and is a predicted model, not a curated record.
GAUCUGGGGUCUGUGCGGCGCGUUUCUGGAUGAAACUCAGUGGCGCAGCAGCAGGAUAUUUACCACACUCUACCACACUCGCUCACUGUAUUUCACCUGUCUUUACCUGCUGGGCUAAACGCUGCAAUGAAUCUGUGCGCUGUUCUGCUGUUUCUCAUCGCCAGGGUCUGUGCGGAAAGUCUGGAGGGGCCAACAGCUGGCUGUACGUUUGAGGAAGACUCUGACCCCACACUCUGUGAAUACAGACAGGCACAGGAAGAUGACUUUGACUGGCAACUUGUACGAACCUACAGCUGGCCUCACAUGACUUCUGACCUUAUACGAGGCUCGUAUAUGCUGGUAAAUGCUUCUCAGUAUGGUGCAGGACAACGGGCUCAGCUCAUGUUACGUCCGCUGAGUGAGAACGACACUCACUGCGUGCAGUUCAGUUACUUUCUGUACAGCCGUGAUGGACACAGUCCCGGGGGUCUGAACGUGUAUGUGCGUGUAAACGGUGGCUCACGGGGAAAUGCCGUGUGGAAUGUGUCUGGAUCUCAGGGGCGGCAGUGGCAUCAGGUGGAGAUGGCCGUCAGCACCUUCUGGCCUAGCGAGUACCAGAUUGUUUUUGAAGCCACAAUCUCCUCUGAGCAGAAGGGUUACAUCGGCCUGGAUGACAUAGUGCUGUUAAACUACCCCUGCUAUAAAGUGCCUCAUUUCUCCCGCCUUGGGGAUGUGGAGGUGAAUGCAGGACAAAAUGCCACUUUUCAGUGUGUGGCAACCGGACGCUCUGUUAAGACUGAUCCCUUCCUCAUGGAGAGGCGUAAUGGUGUUCUGAUGGCCCCAUACUCUGUGACGUCAUCCAUUGGUGAGCGGCGAUUAGUUGCUUGGUUCCAGGUGGGAGGAGCUCAGCGUGGAGAGCAGGACCUCUAUAGGUGCAUCACCCAGUCAACAUUUGGAGCUGCAGUGUCGAACUUUGCUGAACUUAUUGUUAGAGUCCCGCCCACACCGAUUGCUCCACCCCAGCUGCUGCGCUCUGGCCCCACCUACCUGAUCAUCCAGCUGAACACUAACUCUAUAGUGGGCGACGGGCCGGUGAUUCGUAGAGAGAUUGUGUACAGGGCCAGUCAUUCACCCUGGUCUGAAACACAUGGAGUCAACUCACUGACUUAUAAAGUUUGGCACCUGGAGCCAGAUACAGAGUAUCGCAUCAGUGUUCUUCUUACUCGGCCUGGAGAGGGUGGAACCGGCCCGCCUGGACCCCCACUGGUCAGCAGAACCAAAUGUGCAGAGCCCAUGCGUCCCCUCAGAGGUCUGACGGCUACGGAGAUUCAGUCGCGUCAGCUGCUUCUUCAAUGGGAGCCGGUUGGUUAUAACCUGACGCGCUGUCAUACAUACUCCCUGUCGUUGUGCUACCGCUACUCCACUGCCACUGGAGGAGGAGCCGGUGGGAAUAACGCCACAGUAAGGGAGUGUCUGUCAGUGGAGAGGAACACCUCCCGCUUCACACUUCGAGAUCUGCCUCCAUUUCACACUGUUCACGUGAGACUGGCACUGGCCAAUCCAGAGGGCAAGAAGGAGAGCCGAGAGGUGACCUUUCAGACAGAGGAAGACAUCCCAGGAGGCAUUGCACCGGAAUCUUUAACCUUCACCCCACUGGAUGAUAUGAUCUUUCUGAAGUGGGAGGAGCCUCUGGAGCCCAAUGGUCUGAUCACACAGUAUGAGAUCAGCUACCAGAGCAUUGAAUCAUCAGAUCCCAGUAUCAACGUUCCUGGCCCACGGCGCACUGUUUCCAAACUUAAGAACGAAACAUAUCACAUGUUCUCCGGGCUUCAUCCUGGCACUACAUACCUGGUGUCUGUUCGUGCCCGUACCGCUAAAGGCUUUGGCCAGACCGCCUUAACCGAAAUUACCACCAACAUCUCAGCCCCUGCAUUUGAUUAUGAAGAUGUUCCUUCUCCACUGAGUGAAUCUGAAAGCACCAUAACGGUCCUCUUGCGACCAGCCUUGGGGAGAGGAGCACCUGUUAGCACCUAUCAUGUGGUUGUGGUGGAGGAGGAUGGGUCCAGACAGGUGAGGCGGAGGGAAUUGGGUCACAUGGAGUGUUUCCCUGCUCCUUCGUCCCAUGGGGAGACUUCAGGAGGGGCAGGUGGUACACCACCUCACUACUACACCGCUGAACUCUCGCCUAGCAGCUUGCCCGAGGCUACACCGUUCACUGUGGGGGACAAUCACACCUACAGCGGCUACUGGAACACACCUCUAGAUCCUAGCAAGAACUAUCUCAUCUACUUCCAGGCUUCCAGUAACUUCAGAGGGGAGACAAGGAUCAACUGCAUUCGAAUCGCUCGUAAAGUGGCCUGUAAGGACCAUAAGCGUGCUUUGGAGGUGUCCCAGCAUGCCGAGGACAUGGGGCUGAUCCUGGGGGCCUGUGCCGGGGGCCUAGUUGUUCUCAUUCUGCUGCUUGGAGCAAUUGUGGUUAUUGUUAAGAAAGGAAGGGACAUCUAUUCCUACCCCUACUACCCCAGGAAGAAGGUCAACAUAAACAAAGCGGUGAUGACAUAUCGUCAGGAAAAGACGUGUAAGCUGGGGUCAUUGGACUGCAGUACGACAGAGCACAGUACACUUCAACAGGAUGAUCGCACUGCACACACCUUCCUGGACUCUCAUAACUGCACUGCUAGGAACGAGCAGCGCAGCACUGUCAAUGAGUCCAGCAGCCUGCUGGGUGGUUCUCCCAGAAGGCACUGCAGGAGAAAAAGUUCCCCGUACCACACAGGGCAGCUCCACCCGGCUGUGAGAGUGGCAGAUCUGCUCCAGCACAUCAACCAGAUGAAGACAGGCGAGGGGUACGGCUUCAAACAGGAGUAUGAGAGUUUUUUUGAUGGCUGGGACAUAAAUGACAAGAAGGACAAGACCAAGGGACGACAUGACACCCUUUUAGGACAAGACCGCCAUCGUGUCAAAAUGCAUUCCCUCUUGGCUGAUCCUAACUCAGACUAUGUCAAUGCAAACUACAUUGAUAUUCGGAUAAACAGGGAAGGGUAUCAGCGCUCCAACCAUUUUAUCGCAACACAAGGGCCCAAGCAGGACAUGAUCUAUGACUUCUGGCGCAUGGUUUGGCAGGAGAACUGCUACAGCAUCGUGAUGAUCACCAAACUGGUGGAGGUGGGGAGAAUGAAGUGCUGUAAAUAUUGGCCUGAUGACAGUGAGCUUUAUGGAGAUAUUAAAAUCACUUUACUGAAAACAGAAACGCUGGCAGAAUACACCGUACGCACUUUUGCCAUGGAGCGGCGGGGUUAUCCAGCCAAACAUGAAGUCUGCCAGUUUCACUUUACAUCCUGGCCAGAACAUGGUGUGCCCUAUCAUGCCACAGGACUACUAGCCUUCCUCCGGCGGGUCAAAGCCUCCACACCUCCUGAUGCUGGGCCAGUUGUUGUCCACUGCAGUAUGGGUGCCGGUCGCACAGGCUGUUACAUAGUAUUGGAUGUGAUGCUGGAUAUGGCUGAGUGUGAAGGUGUUGUGGACAUCUAUAAUUGUGUUAAGACGCUUUGCUCACGACGUAUCAACAUGAUCCAGACUGAGGAGCAGUAUAUAUUCAUCCAUGAUGCCAUACUGGAGGCCUGUCUGUGCGGAGAGACUGCCAUCCCCAUCACUGAGUUUGGGCUCUCAUAUAAGGACAUGUUGAGUGUGGAUUCUCAGACCAACACCUCUCAACUUCGAGAAGAAUUUCAGACUCUAAACUCUGUCACUCCGCACCUGGAUGUGGAGGAGUGCAGUGUCUCUCUGCUGCCCCGGAACCGGGAAAAGAACCGGAGUAUGGACGUGCUGCCUCCUGACCGUGCACUUGCGUUUCUUGUCUCCAAUGAGGGCGACGGCAACAACUACAUAAACGCAGCAUUGAUGGACAGCUUCCUUCAGCCUGCUGCAUUUGUGGUGACCCCACACCCCCUGCCCACCACCACCACAGACUUCUGGAGACUCGUGUUUGACUACGGCUGUACCUCUAUCGUCAUGCUCAACCAACUAAACCAGUCCAACUCAGCAUGGCCUUGUCUACAGUAUUGGCCUGAAACGGGAAUGCAGCAGUAUGGACCCAUGACUGUGGAGCUGCUCUCCAGAUCUACCGAUGAGAAUGUCGUCACUCGUCUAUUCAGGGUGAAUAACAUCACACGGGACCCUAGAGAGAACCUCCCAUGUUGGAACGCAGAUUCUCGCAUCCCCAAAAAGUUGCAGGAAGGUCAUCUGGUAGUGCGACAUUUCCAGUUCCUGCGCUGGUCAGCUUACCGUGAAAUUCCAGACUCAAAAAAAGCCUUUCUUAACCUGCUGGCACAAGUGCAGAAGUGGCAGAGGGAGUGUGGCGAUGGUCGCACUAUUGUGCACUGCCUGAAUGGUGGGGGACGUAGUGGCACUUUCUGUGCUUGCACCAUGAUAAUGGAGAUGGUGCAUCAUCACAACAUGGUGGAUGUGUUCUACGCUGUCAAGACUCUCCGCAACUCCAAGCCCAACAUGGUGGAGUCUAUGGAGCAGUACAGGUUCUGCUAUGAGCUGGCUCUGGAGUACCUGGACUGCCUGGAGGUCAGAUAACACAAGAGCUCAACACUUGAUCAACACUGGCUUCGACUUCUACUUGCCUCUUCUUCUUUUUUUUUUUUUUCUUUUCUUUUCCUUUUGCUUGGGUCAGUACAGCCCAUAUGAAUGAGCCUUUAUGUCCUCCAGUGAGAAGGCACAUCUACUAUAAGAGUGGGAAUGCAAAACUUGGCACAUUUCUUAAACCUUUAACCUCUAUUGUCUUCUGUGCUAUUUUUGUUUUUGACAUUUUCUGUGCCAGAUAUUCCUGCCAAACCCUUGAGGACACUGAUGAGAUUUCAACAGCUUUGAGAUUAUGACAUAUAUCUUUGAUAACAUGACUAGCUCUGAGCUCUGCCUCUCUCUGCCUUAUACACCAAGCAGGAGGAAAACACACUGAAUUUUAACGAAACCAUGGGGCUGCAACAGUGGCAACAUGAGUGAUAUUGUGUUUGUACAUUAAGUGUAUUGUUUAACUCUCUAUGGAGCGAUCUACUGUGGUGAUUUUAGUAGAAAGCUUACCAUGAAUUUGAAGAGACAGUGGCUCAUGUAAGUUUACGUUUUACUGAAUUUACUUAAAAGGUGAUGUGUGUAAUUUUUUGAUGUUAAUAAUUUGCUGGGAUUGGUUGAAGUGUUGAGACAAUGAAUUGAUUCUUGUCAAAAUUGAAACACCUUUGCACUAAUUAAACAUUAUUUGAAUUGUUGAUCAACCAAUGGCAUGCGUUUGGGGUGUCAAUAUUUGUUUGUCUGACAAAUUACAGAUCGAGAAUUUUUUUUUUUCUUUUGCAAAAGUGUAAUAUUUGUGGCAAAAAAAGUACACACUUCACCUUUAAGUCAAAGUGACAUUUAAAAAUUGAAAGUGUCCGAAUUUGGACAGGCAAGUCGGAACUAUAGGUAUGGAGAUGGUUUCUGGGGUUAAUUCUUGUUUUUUUGUGUGUGUAUAUAGGGUAUAUUUUGCAAAAAAAAAAAAGAAGAGAGAGAAAUGUUUCUCGAUGUUGUCUUUAAUGUGCCAACUCAUUUUGUAUGUGUGUGUGCGUGUGUGUGUGUGUGAGAGAGAGAGAACGCAUGUGUGUAUGCGUGUGCAAAGAUCACUCAUGGAUCUGCAUGCCUGUUUCAUGUUUUAAUGCAAUCCAUUGUGACCCGUCUGCUUUGGGUGUCGCUGCCCACUGUCAUUGAGCACAGUAAAAGAAAAAGAUUUGCGCAAUUAUAUAAACAAAAAUGCUACUAUUGGAAUACAGUGAGGCUCCUCACAAAAACGUUGCUUUUUAUCUUUGUAUUUAUUGGUUGUGUUUUAUUUUCUAAAAAAAAAAAGUGAACGAAUAAAACAUUCCGAUGUUACUUUUAAA